Molecule: messenger RNA, 1199 nt
Organism: Glossina fuscipes
Lineage: Eukaryota; Metazoa; Arthropoda; Insecta; Diptera; Glossinidae
Gene: emc
Product: protein extra-macrochaetae
Exons: 2
Coding region: 188-979 (263 amino acids)
Biological process (GO): circadian regulation of gene expression; cell differentiation; negative regulation of transcription by RNA polymerase II
Cellular component (GO): cytoplasm; nucleus
Molecular function (GO): transcription regulator activity; protein dimerization activity
Source: RefSeq, a predicted model, not a curated record
CUCUAUUUUUUUUUUAAUUUUUUUUUUUUUUUUUUUUUUUUUUUUUGAAAAAGUGUUCCAAUACAAACCAAAAACUACCAUCACGGCUUUAAAAUUAUUUUAAUUUUUUUUAAUUAAUAAUAAUAGUUGGGUUAAAAAAACAGCCGCCAAAAUUCUACUCAAAGAACGUAAGGCCAUCAUUUCUAAAAUGAAAUCGCUAACGGCUGUCUGCCAAACUGGUGCCUCAAUGCCAGCAAUUAAUCCGAACGGGCGUAUUAAUCGUCAUCCGCCACAUCGUGGCGAUGGCGAAAAUGCCGAAAUGAAAAUGUAUUUAUCAAAAUUAAAGGAUUUGGUACCGUUUAUGCCUAAAAAUCGUAAACUCUCCAAAUUGGAAAUAAUACAACACGUUAUCGAUUAUAUAUGCGAUUUACAAACUGAAUUGGAGACACAUCCCGAAAUUAAUAAUUUUGAUGCUACAGCUGCUUUAAAUUUUAAUAAUAACAACAACAUCAACAACAACAAUAAUAAUAAUAAUAGCAGCAUGGAGAGAGUAAUAAAUGGAACAUCAAGGCAGGACCAUCAAAAUGCUACAACUGGUGAAAUUCAGCAACGUUUAAACGGCGAUAGCCAACAACAACAGCAGCAGCAAACACAACAAUCCUCGCAAUUAAUACAACAGCAAUCUAGUCCGAUUCAACAACAACAACAACAACAGCAACAACCACAACGUCAACCUUUAGUUGAUCGUCAAACACCAAAUACUAUAUUGCCUGCCGUCAAUCAACGACAACAACAGCAACAUCAGCAAAUGUCAUCAACGGCUUUAUACUCAAAUAAUUCCUCCAAUAGCAGUAGCUCGUACUCUUACUCCCCUAAUGCAACGACCGCAACAGCAGCAGCAGCAGCUGCGGCCGUAGUAGCAGCAAAUGUUACAACAACAGCAUCAAUUACUCAAGCGUUAACUCAUGAAAAAGAACACAAUAGCAGGCCGUUGUGUUAGACAGACGGUUAAUAUUGCGGUUAACGAUAAGUAUGAUGAUGAUGAUGAUGAUGAUGAUGAUGAUAACGAUGAUAAUGGUGAUGAUUAUGAUGAUGAUGAUAAAAGCGAUGAUUAAAGGAUGAUGAUGAUGAUAAUGAUAAUAAUGAGUGACGAGUGAUGCAAGAGAAGAUGACAAAGGUAAAAAGUAAAACAAGAAAAAAAAAAAGCAAAAAAAAGAAAA